This is a messenger RNA of Zygotorulaspora mrakii, 1449 nucleotides long. RefSeq names its product mitochondrial 37S ribosomal protein uS4m (gene NAM9). Gene Ontology annotation, cellular component: mitochondrial small ribosomal subunit. NCBI's taxonomy places the organism in Eukaryota, Fungi, Ascomycota, Saccharomycetes, Saccharomycetales, Saccharomycetaceae. The coding region runs from base 1 to 1449 and encodes 482 amino acids. The transcript has a single exon. Gene Ontology annotation, biological process: positive regulation of translational fidelity. Gene Ontology annotation, molecular function: rRNA binding; structural constituent of ribosome. The record is from RefSeq and is a predicted model, not a curated record.
AUGCCAAGAAAGGCAGUUCUUUUGAAAUCUCUGACGAGGGGCCGAGUACGCACUUCGUUCAAUAAGUACAAUUUAUUUAAUCUGUACAAGAAGGGUCAAGUGGAUUUUAGAUCAAAGACUUUAUACCAGCAGAAAUGGACUGCAAAGCAGGAAACGAGAGCAUAUCAUGGUGAGCAUUUGACCGAGAAAAGAUGGCAAUGCAUCUUCAAUCCAAAGCUAGACUCUGUUGCUCAACUGGAUGCAUCUUUACGUGGAAGUACCACGGACGAAACACCCUUCCUUGCACAGACGUAUGCAGCUUUAGAGAAAAGGUUAGAUUUUGCCGUAUUUAGAGCAAUGUUUGCUUCUUCGGUAAGGCAGGCCCGUCAAUUUAUUCUUCACGGUAACGUUUUCGUUAAUGGAAUUAAGAUUGCACAUCCUGGUUAUACCUUGAAGGCUGGCGAUUUAUUUCACGUGAAACCAGAGAAAGUGAUGCAGGCAUUAGGAGCGCGUAAACCAAGUUUAGAAGAGGGUCUGAAGGUGGAUAAGACACAAGUUGUAUUGUGGAAUAAAUACGUGAAACAAGCAAAGGAAAAUCCACGCGAAGUUUGGGAUGCAAAAAUAGCUAAGAUAAGAGAAAUGUCCGAUUCAAACCCAAAGAAGGAGCAAUUCCUGGAAUUUUUGAAACAGUAUAAUAAAUCUUUGGAAGCACAGGAAAUAGAAGAAACGCGGUCCUGCACGCCGAAAGCUAUGCUAGAAAAAAUGAUCAAAGUGCCACUUGGUACGGGGAAACAAGUGGAAUCGCUAGCAAUCGAAGACUUCAAAUAUGUCGUUGAAAGGAAUCCAAAACUGGCGAAGAGGGCAUUUGAUUGCUUCGAACACUUUGCAAAAUCUGGUCAACUAGCACUGGACAAGUUAAAGCUUAAGAGUCCUGAGGAGCUUUCGAAAAUCGUUGACGGCUUGAUAUCGUUAUCUGAAGAUAUGAAGAAAAACAUGUCUAAUGGCGAAAAAAUUGCGAUCAGAGCAGGGAAGCAGCAUCUAUCCGAAUUAGUGAAACUUUAUAGUGCUGAUAUAAGAAAGAGCUUUGAAUCUAAGAUGGGUAAUCAAGCUGCAGUGGAGAUUCCUUAUGAUGAAAAGUGGCUCUCCAAGUUAACUUUCCACGAUUCCAUCGAUCCUAAAGUUUUAAUGGAAGAUGAAGCGCAGGCCAAACAGAGUGUGAAACUGCCUUGGCAAACUCAUGUAUAUGGUCGUGAAGAUCCAACUAAACCUUUUUUCACGCCGUGGAAACCUAGACCAUUUCUUGCACCAUUCGCUAUUUUACCACAUCAUUUAGAGAUAUCUUUCAAGACAUGCCAUGCUGUAUAUCUCAGAGACCCUGUUGCCCGUCCCGGUCACUCUGAGGUUAUAUCUCCAUUUGACCUACCCGUUCAUGAGCGUGCGUACAUGUACUAUGUCAGAAGGGGUAAAUAA